GCGCACUCCACAGAAUUCGUCUGCACACUUGAUGCGUUGGCAGCGGGCAGUUUCCGUGCCGGACAGCAGUUUUGCCGAUGCGUUUGCUGUCAAACACUUAGAUUGCUGCGGCGAUCGUUCUAAGCUGCUGCUUCGACGAAUAUGUUAACACAGUUAUGCAGACUCUGUGUGACUACUUGAGCCCGUUCUAACCAAUGCUCAGCGGCCGUACUGUCCUCGCACAGGCAUUCCUCGGAUUCGUCGUCAGCUAACAGACGUCCGGACGGACUUUGAGCUGCAGCGACAUGGGGAAUGCCGAAACCCACGAGGGAUCCCCGCCGCCAGACUUGCUCAACAGACAUCUCGACCUCAGUGUCAAAGUUGACGACCGCUCUUUCCAUAAGCACAUCAGCGGCGACCACAGCGAGAAGAGCCUUACGGAUCUUCCGUGGGGCCUCAGAGACGCCGUUUCGUUGUACGAGUCGCUGAACGUGUCGUUCAACGAACUUGCAACGUUGCCUCCCGAGCUGCCGUUCAGACUGCCGCACCUACGCGUGUUGGACCUGAGCUACAACCGGCUCAAGUCGCUGCCGGAGAGCAUCGGGUUCCUCUUCCACCUCGAAGAGUUGCUGAUUCCGUUCAACCAGCUCGACUCCAUACCAGACUCGGUAGUCUACUUAAAGGUACUGCAAAAGCUUGACCUCUCGCACAACUUCAUCACACGGCUGCCCGACAACCUGGGGAAGAUCACGACCCUGGCCAAACUUAACGUGAGUCACAACAAGCUCACGUCCCUGCCAAAGUCACUGGGGAGGCUGCCCAACCUUAAAACGAUUCUUGCCUCUGGGAAUGCUGACAUUACGAGCCCACCGCCUGCAGUCUGCGAGAAAGGUUCGGACGCCGUCCUACAGCACCUGCGAAAGUCAGUCCGCAUGCAAGAGAAGCCAACGCUGCGGGCUGUCGAAUGCAACCAGUUCCCAAGAGUGCGUGGAAACCUAGUAGCAUCCUCAGUGCCGAAUCUCCACUCGGCACACGCGCAGUACUUGCAGAUACAGACUGACACUGUGAACACGGCAAGUCGUAUCAAGACUCCACUUCUCCCACCUAUUGGUGCCACGAAAUUGGAACCCAAUACACUUACGGACAGGAUAACAGGCCUGCUGUAUGGAGCUGCCAUUGGCGAUGCAAUUGGUAUUGCCACCGAGUUCCUGACUGUAGAUGAGUGCGCCUUCUACUAUGACCUACAGUGCCUCGAGUAUGCAUCUAUAAGGAGAGAUGAGCAUCGGGUGCGAUGGAAGCAGGGGGACUGGACAUGCAAUGCUGAUCAAAUGUUUUUAGUGCUCGACUCAUUGCUGCGAUGGGCUGGCGUUGUUGACGAACUCGACUUUGCGAAACGACUGGUAUCCUGGAAACGUUCUGGCGUGGCCGAGCUUGGAGAUGCGGAAGGUUUCCUCCUGUCUGACCUCACAAAACUGGUGCUGCAGGAGGAAGGCUACAUGAGCGCCCCGCACCAAGUAGCAUUGCAAGUCUUCCAACGAAGCCAGCCUGCCUGCAACAAUGGCCUUGGCAAACCACACGAAGCUGGCGCUCCAGUUCUGGUUGACAAUGGCUCCCUAACAAGAGCUAUUGCACUAGGCAUACCAGUGUUCCACAACUUGUCAGAGGUUGCGUCAAACUCUGUGCGGAUCUGCCUAGCCACUCACCCAGAGGAACAGUGCAAGGCAGCAUCAGUGGCCAUUUCAACAACCCUUGCAACCAUACUACAGGGUAAGCACAACCUUUACAGCUGCACAGAUGUGGAGAGGCUACUUGACACAGUGUUCCAGCUAUCAGUGAAGCAGCUGACAAGCGAAGGCAACAUUGCAAGCUUCAAGAAAUGCUUUGAAGCAAGCAGCUUUGAAGAGUUGCAGCUGAAUGAUCAGCAGCUGAGCAGUCACCCAUUCAAGUCCUUAUCUGCAAGCAUCAUGGCUCUCAAGCAGUGCACUGAUUACAGGUCUACCAUCAGCUGCCUAGCCAUGCAAGGGGGCCACAGCAGUGUCAACUGCUGCCUAGCGGGUGCCUUCCUCGGCUGCCGGGACGGCUUUUCGGCCCUGCCCGAGUCCUGGGUGCAGGGGCUGCUGCCUAAGCAGCGCGCAUGGCUCAACGAGCGUGUCAACAGCCUGCUCGACAAGAUGGGCCUCCCCUGAGCACCAUCGGAGAGCUGCCUUCAUUGAAGCUCUUCUCAAUUUUGUUGUUAGGAGCCUCGCAACCAGAGUGCUAGUUUGUGGAACCGGUGGUGUGUUGUACCAGUACAGACUCCUACGAACCCAUCUAAAGCAUGGGAGCAGUGGACUCGGAAGAGCAUCUGUGUUGUCUGGUGUAGGCUACUGGUUUAAGAUGAGUUCCUGUGUGUAUAGGUGACCAUAUGGCCUGGCACAUAGCUUCUUACAGUUACCUAUAGAGUGAAAAGUGGUGCUGUAGUGCUGUUGUACGCACGGCAGUGCCGGGAAAUGAGGGUUUCAGAGUGCUACCUUUUUCGUAGUUCCAGGACACAUAUGAUGACACGCUCGGCAACCAGCACUCCAUCUGUCAUAAUGGUUGGGUCCCUAUAAAACAGUGUCUAAAAUAAACUUUUUUUCUCUGUUAAGGAAGAAAAAUUUUCGUUAAAGCACGAACUCUCAUACUAGCGCGCAAAGUUAUACAGAAUGGGAACAAUAUCAAUGGUGCAUUGCUAAACUUGGAGAAAAGAUGGGGACCAGGUUUACUGCGCAUCGACUCCAGUUGUGCAUUUUAAUUUUCUUUGUUUGCUUGGUACGGUAUACUCUACGCGGGCAAACAUUGAUGCAUGGGGUGUUAUGGGAAGACACCAAUGAAGAUUUCAGACCAAGAAAUCCGCAUUUAUUUGCACAACAAUGCUGCAUUUUUGGCCAAGCCACAUCUAAGAUAAGCCGAACUAUCCACGUCCUAGCAUUCCCGUGGAGUCACACUGUCCUUUAUUAAUAUACUCGCAUAGAUGGUGGCACUCGAGUUCCCUUCAGGUAGUGCUAUAGGGAGCUCUGUGCCCUGGCCACCGGUAGCUUAUGCUUCUUAGGCUGCAGUCGGCUUUCACGACUCCCUUGUAUGACUGACACCACUCUAUGCUAGACGAGCAAUUGCAAAGUUCUGAGGUGAAAACAUGUCUUAUUGACUUGCGCUCUCUUCAGCAGCCAUCUUUGCUGCACAGAAGAAAAUGUGUGACAUUGGAGUCUCCCCUUUACGCUGCAAGUCAAAAAUGCUUCACUUGUAACCCUAAAUCUCUAUAUGUAUACAUGUGCAGUGGUUCUGCAAGCGCAGGUCAUGUAAAAAUUCCAAUGUGACAUUGUGAUAAGUGCUACAUUGUAAAGAAAAACCUUGUACAUUAGAAUGCUGCCUGUUUCAGGACAAUAUUAUAGGAAAAGAACAUUUUGUGUACAGUGCUGUUGCAGCUAAUCUUGAGCCACACUUCUAUCAAGUCAGGAAAAACCACAUGCAUGAGCAGCUGGUUGCAAAUGUGCCACCACACCAGAACAAAGGCUCGGGCGAUGCAAACAUAGGAAAUCAGCUCUUUUUUUUUUGCGGAGCAGUAGAACAUCAUCGAUUUGUCCUGAGAAAGCACAGUGGGGUGAAAGAAUAGAGAGAACAUAUAUAACCUGGAAAAAUUAGCAUCACCAAAUACAAACGGGGUGUUAUAGAGUUUUAACUUAUAUGGGUAGUAGUACGUCUUAGCAUUAACAUAGCGGAAUACUGGUACGAAGCAGCUGACAUCACCACUGGAGACAUCUUGCGAUGCCACGCUCAAGCAGGUCUAAGGGGCUCAUUUGCAUUCUGUGAUUCUACUUAUCUGUUGGCAUAACAGUUUUUCACAGCGACUUACCUGUUGGCAUUACAGUUUUUCACAGCAAUGCAAGCUUCACAAUACUGUACUUUUUCCUACCAGAAAGUGCGAGACAAACAAGUUAUAGCACAUUCUCAUCUGAAACGCACCAUCACCAGAUGUUGCCACAAGUGCUGCUGUUUGUGUUGCUUUGCAUUGCCAUACUGGUACUAUUCUGCUACGCGUAAUGCCAACACUGACACUUAUUGGUAACAAAGCAGCUAUGAAACUCCUGUCGUCAAUGCAUUUCAUGGCGAAUUCUGGAACUGAGAAACUGUAUAAAAGACGUUUUACUGUAGAGACAGAUCUAAAAGGCAACUGGAGAGUUUGGUUACAAAAGCUGUUAAGUGUGGUAGCUCAAUAUCUGAGUUUACGUUUCAGGGUUAAAAAACUGCCAACUUUGGCAGCUAUGUUUUAUACCUGUAAUACGCUAUGCCUUUCUUCUUUUUGGCAAGUUGUUACCAAUACACCUUUCUCAUUAUAAAAGUACUGGGGUGCCA
Messenger RNA from Dermacentor albipictus, 4350 nucleotides. RefSeq lists its product as uncharacterized. The record is from RefSeq and is a predicted model, not a curated record. Gene Ontology annotation, molecular function: protein binding. NCBI's taxonomy places the organism in Eukaryota, Metazoa, Arthropoda, Arachnida, Ixodida, Ixodidae.